Molecule: messenger RNA, 25123 nt
Organism: Copidosoma floridanum
Lineage: Eukaryota; Metazoa; Arthropoda; Insecta; Hymenoptera; Encyrtidae
Gene: bent
Product: projectin protein bent
Biological process (GO): protein phosphorylation
Molecular function (GO): protein binding; protein kinase activity; ATP binding
Source: RefSeq, a predicted model, not a curated record
GAAAAAGAAAAUGGAGGAGGAGAAGAAAAAGAUCGAAGUGGAAAAGAAGGAGGAAAUCAUCGAAAAGAAAAAGGUCGAGGAGCGUAAGAAGAUCGAGGAGGAAAAGACCAAAGUCGAGAAGAAAACCAAGGAGCUCGAACCUCAGCCAAAUGGUAUUGACAAGCCUCCUACCAAAAAGGAUAAAGAAGAAGUCAUCAACAAUGUCGAGGAAGUUAGCGAAAAAAGAAAGUCCGUCAAAAAGAAAGAGACUGAUACGAAAAAAACCGAGUCGUCUCGUGAAGGAACUCCUGAUAAGAAACUGCCUACUCGCAAGCAGUCCGUUAGCCGAGUCGAAGAGCUCAAAUCGGAAAGCAGGAGGAGUUCCAUCAGUAGAACAGAAGAAACGAUCCACGAGGAUGGAACUGGUACACCACAGAGAAGAGUAUCCAUUCAGUCAACGAUGUCCGAGGAAGAGAGUAUCACCGAGAGUCGCCGAUCCUCCAUAUCAAGCCAAAAGGACGAAAUCAUUCCCAGACCAAAAUCAAAACUAUUAGACAAACAGAAGAAAAAGGUCAAGGACGAUGAAAGUCAGGUUGAGAAAAAAGAUAAAAGGGAUUCCGUUAAAAGGGAUUCCGUUAAAAGAACUGUCGAUAAAAAAGACGAGGAUAAAGAAGUUAAAACAGACAAGGUUCGUGACAAAUCUGAGGAUACACCACACAUUACACCCAAGAAGCCAAGUUUGCCUGAUGAAUCAAAGGCAACACCACCAAUUAAACCCAAGGCACCUGGUAAAACAGACGAAUCAAAGGGUACACCACCUAUUGCAUCAAAGAAACCUGGUAAACCAGACGACACAAAGGGAACACCUUUGAUCAAACAUAAAACACCCGGAGAGCCAGAUGAAGAAAAGGAAAUACCCCUUGUCACACCCGCAAAACCUGGAAAAACAGAAGAUACAAAGCUAAAGUAUUCUACCAUACCUGAAAAGACUGAUGAGAACGAGGAAGUAAAGAAAACGCCACCGAUUAAAAAAACACCCCUUAAAUUAGAAAAACAAGAAGUAGAGUACAAGGAUGCACCGUUUGGGGCUAAAUUAAGAAAAAUAUCAAAGCCAGAAGAUGAAAAGAAACAACCAUCAGCAAGUGACAAAACGCUUAAGAAAGUAGAAAGUGAAACAAUAGAAUAUAAGGACGCACUAUUCGGCGCAAAAUUAAGAAAAAUACCCGUGCCAGAAGAUGAAAAGCAAGCACAGGCAGCGAAAAAAACACUUAAGAAACCAGAAAAGCAAACAAUAGAAUAUAAGGAAGCACCGUUCGGCGCAAAACUGAGAAAAGUAUCUAUGCCCGAUGAUGAAAAGAAAACCCUCGAACAGAAACAAAAAGCGCUCAAAAAAAUAGAAAAACAUGAAGUAGAGUACAAGGAAGCACCGUUUGGCGCCAAACUGAAAAAAGUAUCCAUACCAGAUGAUGAAAAGAAAACCCUUGAACAGAAACAAAAAGCGCUUAAAAAAGUAGAAAAACACGAAGUAGAAUACAAGGAUGCACCGUUUGGCGCAAAAUUAAGAAAAGUAUCCGUGCCAGAAGAUGAAAAGAAAUCGCCAUCAGCUACACAAAAAUCUCUUAAAAAACACGAAAAAGAAACGACAGAAUUUGAGGAACAACCUUUUGGCACAAAAUUAAGAAAAGUGUCUUUGCCAGACGAUGAACAGAAAACCCCAGAACAGACACAAAAAACACUUAAAAAAGUAGAAAAAAAUGAAGUAGACUAUAAGGAAACACCGUUCGGCGCCAAAUUGAGAAAAGUAUCUAGCCCAGAUGAUGAAAAGAAUAUCCCAGAACAAAAACAAAAAGCACUUAAAAAAGUAGAAAAACAUGAAGUUGAAUACAAGGAAGCACCAUUUGGUGCAAAACUGAGAAAAGUAUCUAUGCCAGAAGAUGAUAAGGAAAAAUCAGCUCAGACACAAAAAACACUUAAAAAAGUAGAAAAACAAUCACUAGAACUCAAGGAAGCACCUUUUGGCACGAAAUUGAGAAAAGUAUCCAUGCCAGAAGACGAUAAGAAAACGGCAACAUCUACACAAAAAAAACCUAUAAAACUAGAAAAACAGUCAAUAGAAUAUAAGGAAGCACCAUUCGGCGCCAAGUUAAGAAAAAUAGCAAAACCAGAAGAUGAGAAGGACACAAUGACACAAAAAACACCAGACACAAAGGAACCAUUAGCCAAACUAAAAAUACCUAGCUCAUCGGAAGACGUUAAGGAAACACCCUUUGGCGUUCUUAGAAAAGUUCGAAAACCAGACGAUACAAAGGAAUCGGACAGUAGAAAGGCAAGCUUGAAACCUGGCGCUGUUGGUGACGAAAAGAAACUGCUGACCAAGGAAAAGGCUGAACUUAAGUCUGUAGAUAGCAGUCCCCGAACGAGUCUGAAAUGGCGUAGACCGCUUCCACCAAAGCAAGAAGCUCAGAUUGAUUUUACUCAAAUCAAACUCAAGCCCGUCCCAAAAAUAACGAAAGAACCCGAGAUGGUCGAAAAUGGCACUAUUGAACUAAAGAAAGUCGGGGAAAAAGCCGAGAAGUUGGAUGUGAAAAAGAAAAAGAUGAAGGCCGACAAGGAAAAGAGCUAUGAACUGCCCGAAAUUCCAGAUUACGAAAGACCGGUCCUCGAGAAGCCCCAAGAAUUCGACUUUGGCGAACACAUCAAGCGCGAGAAAACCAAGCUCGAUCGUCCUCAAACGCAGAAGUUUGAGUCUAAGAGGGUACCGGAAAUCAAGGCGCCAGCCGAGACGCCCAAGAUCGAAGUUAUCAAGGACGUGACACCCUUGACCAGCCGUCGAGGUAGCUUGGCGCCUGGAAGUGGUGCCAGUAGUCGUAGGGGCUCCCUCAUACCACCCGAGGAACUUGGACGCAGACCCAGUCUUAUUAUCAGCGACGAGGAAAAUAGAAAGCUGCGCCCUGGCGAGGUGGUGGAUGAGCGCAAGAGAUUUGGAAGGCCCGGCGAGUUACUUGAAGACGACAAGCGACGUCGUCCGAGCACGGACGCCCGAAGACUCAGCGUGGCGGAUCUCGAGAAUAAGAUCAACCAGCCCAGCACCCCGCUCCGCGAUGUCGGACCACCAGGACCCCCUCAAAUCGUCGACGUGCAGGAGUCGUACUCUGCUGUCGAAGAUUCGACGGCAUACCUCACCGUACAAGUCGAAGGUACGCCGGCGCCGACUUUCAAGUUCUACAAAGGUAUGACUGAAAUCAUCGAAGGUGGUCGAUUCAAGUUCCUCACCGACUCCGAAACGAAUACGAUAACGUUAUGUAUGCGCAAGACAAAGCCGAACGACGAGGGUACCUACAAAAUCGUCAUCAGCAACAUUCACGGCGAAGACUCGGCCGAGAUGAUGCUAUACGUUUCCGAUGCCAGUGGUAUGGACUUCCGUGCCAUGUUGAAGAAACGCAAGUAUCAAAAGUGGGCACGGGAGCAAGAACAAGAGAAGGUCGAUCUCAAGGAGACCGAGAAACCAAUGCCUGCCCUUAAAAAGGUUGAAAAGAAACCUGAUGUGUUCUUGAAACCACUGAUUGACCAAUAUGCAAAAGAGGGAAAAGACAAAAAGGUUGUUUUUGAAGCAAACUUCUCGAAACCUAAUUGCAAACCCAAGUGGUACUUCAGAAAAGAUGAGCUAUUCCCGUCAGCUAAGUACAAAAUUAAAAACGAAGAGGACUUGUAUCAACUCGUUAUUCUUAAUCCAAAAGUGGAAGAUACCGGAAAAUACACAAUCGACAUAUCUGGAGUUUCAAGCACAGCCUUUCUUAAUGUCGAUGAACCCGAUCCUACAUAUACCUUUACCAAACCCCUCAAUCAACAAACAAGUGGUUUCUAUAAACACGAAGUGCAAUUGGAAUGCACUGUUAGUUCGAACAUGGCUCAAGUGUCAUGGUACAAAGGAAAAACAAAACUGGAGGACGGCGACGUUUAUCAAAUUUCAAAAGAUAUGGCUGGAGUUUGUCGCUUGACAAUUAGGAGUGCUACAUUUGAAGACAGUGGCGAGUACUUCUGUAAAAUUAGCAAACAACCGGAUAAGACGGACACGACUUUAUCUAUCAUCGAAUAUCCAUACAAAUUCGUGAAAGUGCUGAAGCACCAAACGGCUACAGAAAAAGAAACAAUUACAUUACUUUGUGAGCUCGAUGAUGCUGCAGGAGACGUUAAGUGGUUCAAGGGUGACCAAGAAAUAGUGCCUGAUAAGAGAGUACAAAUCAAAGAAGAAGGCCGAAAGAGAAAACUUAUUAUUAAAGACGCAAAAGUUACUGACGCGGGAAUGUACUCUUGUGUUAGUAAUGCUGAUAAAACUGAAGCUGAACUGAUAGUGAACUACUUGAACCGAUUUAACAAGAAACUUAAAGAUACAGUUGGUAUUGAACGUGAAAAAGUUGUUUUGGAUGUUGAGCUUCAAGACCAAACAGCUCCUGCAGAUUGGUACUUCAAUGGCAAACCUAUCGUACCAAAUGAAAGAAUUGAAAUUAAAAACCUUGGUGGUGGCAAACAUCAGCUUGUUUUUAACAGAGCAGAAAUGGAAGAUGAUGGUGAAAUUACAUGCGAAAGUGGCGAAUUAAAGAGCUCGUGCAAACUAACAAUCAAGAAAGGAGAAAGCAAACCUAUUGUCGAAAUUCCUAAAGAAGUGGCAGGGCCAUGUAGUGCACCUAUCGUAUUUGUCAUACCCUACAAGAUCGAUGGAACAAAACAGUCACAAGUUGAAGCCAAACUUAUGAAAGAUGGUAAACCACUACCUCUCAAGGAUGUAGAAAUUGUUGUUGGUGAAGAUAAAAUCACCUUUAAAAUAAAAAAACCUCAACACGAUCAGUCUGGUACUUAUCAAAUUAAAAUUGGCAACGCCCAAGGUGACGUGGUUGAAGAUGUUUUUGUAAACAUGCAAGAUGUUCCAUCACCGCCACUUGAUGUUAAUGUAACCGAAGUCUUCGCCACCAGCUGUGUUGUCUCUUUCAAACCCAGCCAGGAUGACGGUGGCUCGCCAAUAAUUAAAUAUGUCAUUGAACGAUUGGAUAUGAGUCUAAAGUCUCAGUGGGAUAGUGUAGGGGAGGUCGUGCAAGGUGAUAAAACUACAUACAAGGUUGAGGAUCUCGUUACAAAGAAACAAUAUAAAUUCCGUAUUCGUGCGGUUAAUAAAAUUGGAUCAAGCGAGCCUGCACUAUUUGCUAAUGUUAUUUUGGCAAAGGAUCCAUGGGAUGAGCCCAGCAAACCAAAUAAUGUUGAAGUGGUCGACUGGGAUGUAGAUCAUGCUGAUCUCACAUGGACUAAACCUGAUAAUGAUGGAGGUGCUCCUAUCACUGGCUAUAUUAUAGAAUAUAAAGAAAAAUUCGGCAAGGAAUGGGCUACGGGUAAAGAAAUCGAGGGUGAUGUUACAAAAGGAACAAUCGAUGGACUUAAAGAAGGUCAACAAUACGAAUUCCGUAUCCGUGCAGUGAACAAGGCUGGUCCUGGUGAGCCAUCUGAUGCUACGAAACCGAUAAUUGCCAAGAGCCGCUUUGUUAAACCUUUCAUUGUGGGUGAUGGUUUGAAGAAUCUUGUUGUCAAAAAAGGUCAAAUCAUUAAAUUUGAUAUUAAGUACGGUGGGGAGCCAGAACCAGAAGUCAAAUGGUUUUUGAAUGAUAAGGAAUUAGUCCCAGAUUCAGCAGAAAGACUGACUAUUGAUAAAUAUGAAAAAAAUACUGUAUUAACUGUAAGAAAAACAGCGAGACCUGAUUCUGGGAAGUACAAACUAAUACUUUCAAACAGCUCAGGCACAUGUGAAAGCUCGGCUGAAGUAGUUGUAUUGGAUAAGCCGUCGAAACCAUUAGGACCUUUAGAAGCUGUAGAAGUUCGAUCGGAUCAUAUUACUGUCAAAUGGAAAAAACCAAAAGAUGAUGGAGGUAGUGACAUUACUGGUUAUGUUUUGGAAAAAAUGGAUGUCGAUACUGGAAGAUGGAUACCAGCUGGAGAAGCUGGUCCAAAUGAACCGUACACUUUUACAUUCUCUGGAUUGACACCGAAGAAAAAAUAUAAGCUACGUGUUAAAGCUAUAAAUAAAGAAGGUGAAUCAGAGCCUCUUGAAACAGAUGAAGCUAUUGUUGCGAAAAAUCCUUACGAUGAACCUGGAAAGCCUGGAAAACCAGAAAUCUAUGAUUAUGAUAACGUUAGUGUCAGCUUAAAGUGGGCUCCACCUGAUAGUGAUGGUGGUCGUCCCAUUACGCACUACACAGUUGAAAUGAAAGACAAGUUUUCACCAGAUUGGGUUGAAAUUACUAAGACUAACGAUGAUAAAUCGGAAUGUAAAGUUGAAGGUCUCAAAGAAAAAAUGGUAUAUCAAUUUAGAGUUCGCGCACAUAAUAAAGCUGGAGCCUCGCAACCUAGCGAACCUACAGACAAUCAUUUGUGUAAACACAGAAACCUCAAACCAAGAAUUGAUCGAGAAACAUUCAAAUCUAUUACAAUAAAAGCUGGUAGAACACACAAGUGGUCUGUUGAUGUUACUGGUGAACCACCUCCAGAUUGUAAAUGGGUGUGGAGAGACGAUGUGCCUCUCACAAAUACAGAACGUAUUAAGAUCGAAAAUGUUGAUUACCAUACGGACUUUACUCUUUUAAACGCAGUAAGAAAAGAUACUGGAAAGUACACUUUGAUUGCUGAAAAUGCUAGUGGUAAAGAUACGGAAACUGUUGAGUUAAUUGUGCUCGGGAAACCUGCAUCUCCCCAAGGACCUUUAGAAAUUUCUGAUGUAACGAAAACUUCUGCAAAACUUAAGUGGAAAAAACCAGAAGAUGAUGGAGGCAGCCCAAUUAAAGAAUAUGAAAUUGAAAAAAUGGAUACAAAAACUGGAAAAUGGGUUCGUGUUGGUAAAGUUCCAGGAGACAAAUUGGACUUUGAAGUUACUGGCUUAAAUCCUGGCAGUGAAUAUAAGUUUAGAGUAACCGCCAUCAAUGACGAAGGCGAUUCUGAGCCAUUAGAAAGCGAAGCCCCAAUUAUAGCUAAGAAUCCGUUUGAUGAGCCUCUUAAGCCUGGAACUCCAGAAGUUAUUGAUUAUGAUAAUGAAUCUGUCAGCAUUAAAUGGACUCCACCAGAUUUUGACGGUGGUGCUCCAAUUGAAAAAUACAUAAUUGAAAAGAAAGAUCGGUACAAGCCAGAAUGGGAAAAGGCCAUGGAAGUUCCUGGUAAUACACUUGAAGCUAAAGUGGCUGGUCUGAAAGAAAAAGGAGAAUAUCAGUUUAGAGUUAUAGCGGUAAACAAAGCCGGACCUUCACCACCAUCAGAUGCAUCAAAAAUGCAAAUUUGCAAACACAAAGCUCUCAAACCAAGAAUCGAUCGAACAAAUCUCAAGCCAAUCGUGGUCAGAGCUGGUAAACCAAUUAAGUACGAUGUUGAUGUCCGAGGUGAACCCCCACCAGAAACUACGUGGUAUCAUAAGGAUACCUUAAUCAAAUCUGGUGAUAACAUUGAAAUCGUCAAUGUCGAAUACAAUACAAAACUGAGUAUUAAUGACAGUAAAAGAUCAAACACUGGAGUAUGGAAAAUCAAGGCUGAAAACGCUCAUGGAUUUGAUGAAGCUGAUGUAGAAGUAACUGUUUUAUCGGCACCAUCGAAACCAGUUGGUCCACUCAAAGUUUCCGAUGUUACAAAAAGUAGUUGUAAGCUCAAAUGGGAGAAACCAGAAGAUGAUGGUGGUAAACCAAUUACUGGCUAUCAAGUGGAAAAACUCGACAAAGCUACAGGCCGUUGGGUCCCAGUUGGACGUACAAAUGAUACAGAAAUGGAUGUGAAAGGUCUACAAGAAGGCCACGAUUAUGAAUUCCGAGUAAAAGCUAUCAACGAAGAAGGAGAAUCGGAACCUCUUGUCACAGAUAGAUCUAUUACUGCUAAGAAUCCGUAUGAUAUACCUGGUAAACCAGGUACGCCUGAAUUUGAAGACUGGGAUGUUGAUCGUGUCGAUCUUAAGUGGGAUGCACCUAAAGACGAUGGUGGUGCACCUAUUACUGGAUACAUUAUUGAAAAGAAGGAAAAACUUACCAGCCAUUGGGAAGAAGUGGAGACUACAACGUCUUCUCAGCCCAGAGGUCGUGUAUCCAAAAACUUGAAAAAGGGUGCUACUUAUCAAUUCAGAGUACGUGCUGUUAAUAAAGCUGGUCCAGGUGAACCUAGUGAGCCAACCAAACCACAUGUGAUGAAGGCACGCUUCUUGAAACCACGUAUCAAUCGUGAGAAACUCCAAACUGUUAAAGUAAGAGCAGGACAACUUGUGAAGCUUGAUGUUGAUGUCGAAGGUGAACCGCCUCCAACUAUUACAUGGAGCAAGGGAGCUAAGCCACUAUCUUCAAGUGCCAACGUUAAAAUUGAUAACGAAGAUUAUAAUACUAAACUUCAUUUAUCUAAUACAACUCGUGCUGAUACUGGAAAAUAUACAAUCAAGGCUGUAAAUGAUUCGGGCUCUGAUGAGGCUGAAGUUGAAAUAAUUAUUCUUGACAAACCAUCAAAGCCUGAGGGACCGCUCGAGGUUUCAGAUGUAUUUAAAGAAAGUGCCAAACUCAAAUGGAAAAAGCCUAAAGAUGACGGCGGCUUACCUUUGACAAGCUAUAUCUUAGAAAAAAUGGACGUGACUACUGGACGCUGGGUACCUGCUGGUAUUGUAGACCCAGAAAAAACGGAGCAUACAGUUACUGGAUUGGAGCCAGGAAGAAAAUACGAAUUCCGUGUGAAAGCAGUAAACGAAGAAGGAGAAUCAGAGCCACUUCAAACUGAUGCUCCUACACUCGCUAAAGAUCCUUACGAUGUACCUGCUGCCCCAGGUUUACCAGAAAUUGUCGAUUGGUCGGAAAAUAUGGUAAAACUCAAGUGGGAACGACCAAUCAGAGAUGGUGGUUCCCCAAUCACUGGAUAUAUUAUUGAAAUGAAAGAUAGAUUUGGGACGACUUUUAUAAAAGCUGCGGAAGUUGAAGGUCCAACUUGUUCUGGCACUGUGCAUAAAUUAGAAGAAGGCAAUCAAUAUCAAUUUAGAGUAAGAGCUGUCAAUAAAGCUGGACCAGGUGAACCUAGUGAAGCUACGAAUCCACAUACUGCUAAAGCUCGAUGGCUUAAGCCGUACAUUGACAGAACGAACCUACAGCAAACAACAAUUAAAGUUGGUCUCACACUAUCCUUGGAUGUUAAUAUAAUUGGUGAACCUCCUCCAACAGUUACCUGGACUUACAAAGGAAAAGAACUUGAAACCGAUGAUCAACUGAGAAUUGAUAAUAUUGAUUAUAAUACGAAAUUUUUCAUUAUGAAAUGCAAAAGAGCGCAUACGGGAAGGUACACUAUUAAAGCUAAAAAUGAAGUUGGCGAAGAUAUUGCUGAAUUUGAUCUUCUUGUCCUCGGUAAACCGAGCAAGCCAAAUGGGCCACUUGAAGUUUCAGAUGUUACAAAACAUGGUUGUAAACUUAAGUGGAAAAAACCUGAAGAUGACGGUGGUGCUCCUGUUGAAUAUUAUGAAAUUGAAAAACUAGAUCCUCUAUCUGGUCAAUGGGUUUCUUGUGGCAGAUCAACUGAACCAGAAGCAAACAUCACUGGAUUAUUAGAAGGCAAACCAUACAAAUUUAGAGUUAAGGCUGUUAACAAGGAAGGUGAAUCUGAAGAGUUAGAAACUGAUAAAUCUAUCAUCGCUAAGAAUCCAUUCGACGAGCCAAGCAAACCUGGACGUCCAACUCCAACAAAUUGGGAUAAGGACUUUGUCGAUUUAACGUGGACUCCACCAGAAAAUGAUGGUGGUGCACCAAUUGAGAAAUAUAUAGUACAAAUGCGUGACAAAGAAGGCAGACAAUGGGUUGAUGCAGCAACAGUACCUGGAAACGUUACAAAUGCUAAAGUUACAAAUGGAAUUCAAGAAAAUCACGAAUACGAGUUUAGAAUUGUUGCAGUUAAUAAAGCUGGACCUAGCGAUCCUAGUGAUGUAUCAAAGAGCGUUGUAGCAAAACCUCGUUUCCUUGCUCCUCGCAUCGAUCGCACAAAUUUACAGAAAAAAACUAUGCGUGUUGGACAAAUUCUACGUAUGGAAGCUAAAAUUAUCGGUGAACCACCGCCAACUGUAACUUGGAAGUUGAAAAAUGCCACUCUGAAAACUCAAGAUCGAUUGAAAAUCGAUAAUGAAGAUUACCAUACGAGUUUUAUUCUCAAUAAACUGGAACGUUCUGAUACUGGAAAUUACACUGUCUUUGCAAAAAAUGAUAGUGGUGAAGAUCAAGUUGAAAUCGAAGUUGUCGUACUGAGCAAACCAGGCAAACCUAAGGGCCCACUAAAGGUUUCUGAUGUCACUGCUGAAGGCUGUAAAUUAAAAUGGGACAAACCCGAAGAUGACGGUGGAGCUCCAAUCGAUCAUUACGUGAUCGAACGAAUGGAUGUAGAUAUGGGAAGAUGGGUACCUUGCGGGACAAGCAAGACACCAGAGGCUGACGUUGCUGGAUUAAAUGAAGGAAAAGACUAUCAAUUCCGUGUUAAAGCUGUAAAUAGUGAAGGAGAAUCCGAGCCGUUGGAAACAACCAGUCCAACGACUGCCAAGAACCCUUACGGUGCCCCAGAUGCCCCUGGAAAGCCUGAAUUUAAAGAUUGGGACAAAAAUCAUGCUCAUAUUAAAUGGACACCUCCUAAGAAUGAUGGAGGUGCUCCAAUCGAAAAGUACAUUAUUGAGAAAAAAGAUCAGUAUGGUAAAUGGCAGAAAGCUGCAGAGGUUCCAGGAAACAAAAAUGACGCAAGAGUCGGAGAUCUUCAGGAAGGGCAAAAAUACCAGUUUCGUGUUAAAGCUGUCAACAAAGGAGGUCAGAGUAAACCUAGCGAGCCUUCAGAGACUUUGUUGGCUAAAGAUCGAUAUGCAGCACCAAAGAUCGAUCGCACCAAUCUGAAAGAUGUCACGGUAAAAGCUGGAAAUCAUGUACGUCUUGAUAUUAAGGUUACUGGUGAACCCCCACCAACAAAGAUGUGGUAUUUGAAAAAAAAGAAACAAGAGUCCGAUGAAAACGGAGUUGUAAUUGAAGAAGAAGAUUACAGAACUAAAUUUUCAAUUGGUUUUGCACUUAGAUCCCACACAGGUCCUUUAACACUGAAAGCUGAAAAUGAUUCUGGUAAAGAUGAGGCAACAAUUUCUCUAACUGUGCUAGAUAAGCCAGCUAAACCUGAAGGUCCUCUGAAAGUGGAUAAUAUUCACAAAGAAGGUUGUAGUUUGAAGUGGAAUCCACCACUCGAUGAUGGUGGCGUCCCGUUAGAUCAUUAUGUCGUUGAAAAAAUGGACACACUUAGUGGCAGAUGGAUUCCUGUUGGGCGCUCAUUGGAGCCAAAAAUGGAAGUUGAAAAUUUGGUUCCUGGACAAGAAUAUAAAUUCCGAGUGUCUGCAGUUAAUGCAGAGGGUGAAUCAGAACCAUUAGUUACUGAAGAAGCAAUCAUCGCUAAGAAUCCAUUUGAUGAGCCUGGACCACCUGGAAGACCAGAAGCAACAGAUUGGGAUAAAGAUCAUAUCGAUCUCAAGUGGACCCCACCAAUGAAUGACGGCGGUGCUCCAAUUACAGGAUACAUUAUUGAGAAACGUGAAAAAGGUGGUCCUAAAUGGAUUAAGACUGUUGAAACUAUUGGGCCAGAUUGUAAAGGAAAAGUUGACAACUUGGAUGAAGGUGUCGAAUAUGAAUUCAGGGUGCGGGCUGUUAAUGAAGCGGGGCCAGGACAACCUUCUGAUGUUAGCAAACCAAUUACAGCGAAAUGCAGAAGGAUGCCACCUAAAAUUGAUAGAAAAUAUCUUAGAGACAUUACUGUUCAUGAACAUGAACCUAUCAAAUUUGAUAUAAAAGUAUUUGGAGAACCAGCUCCAGAUGUCUCAUGGUCAAUAAAUGGAAAGAUUGUUCAUCAGACUACAUACAGACGAGUCGAAAAUGUCCCAUACAAUACAAAGUUUUUCAAUGAUAGACCAGAACGUAAAGAUACAGGAACGUAUAAAAUUACUGCUAGUAAUCAGUAUGGUACUGAUACAGCGGAAGUGGAAGUCACUGUAGUCUCUAAACCCGAUAAACCAGAAGGACCAUUAGAAGUGACUGACGUACACAAAGAUGGCUGUAAACUGAAAUGGAAGAAGCCGAAAGAUGAUGGAGGUGAACCAAUUGAAGGGUAUAUCAUUGAGAAACUUGAUACGGAUACGGGAGUAUGGUUGCCUAUUGGUAGAUCAUCUGUACCUGAAGCAAAUGUCGAAGGGUUAACACCAGGACAUGAAUAUAAAUUCCGUGUGAAGGCCGUCAACAAAGAAGGAGAGUCUGAGCCACUCGAAACUAUUGGAACGAUCGUAGCUAAAGAUCCAUUCACUAUUCCAUCUCCUCCUGGUGCUCCUGAGCCAGUUGACUGGACAGCCAGCCAAGUUGAUUUGAAAUGGAACGAGCCAAUUAGUAAUGGAGGCACACCUAUCACAGGCUAUAUUAUUGAAAAGAAAGAUAAAUAUAGUACUAUGUGGGAAAAAGCUCUUGAAAGAGAUGUACCAGUUUGCUCAGGUUUAGUCACUGGGCUUAUUGAAGGCAAUGAAUAUCAGUUCCGCGUUAUUGCAGUAAAUAAAGCUGGACAAUCAGAACCUGGUGAAGCAAGCAGAACAUUUAUCGCUAAACCAAGAUUCUUGGCUCCAAAGAUUGAUAGACGUACACUGCGCGAUCUUACACUAUCCGCUGGAUCAACACUUAAGAUUGAUGUUAAUGUAAUUGGUGAGCCCCCUCCAACAAUGAACUGGCGAGUCGGAUCAAUGCCACUUACUCCAAGCAGAACAGUAAACAUCGACAAUGCAGAGUACACGAGUAAACUUACUGUCCGUCCAGUAAAACGUGACGAUAGUGGUGACUACACAAUAAUAGCUACUAACUCAUGUGGAAAAGAUACUGCAACUGUUAAAGUUACCGUAACUGAUAAGCCAUCGCCACCUGAGGGUCCACUUUCUGUCACUGAUGUUCAUAAAGAAGGGUGUAAACUAAAAUGGAAACGUCCUCUUGAUGACGGCGGUUUACCGAUCGAGUAUUAUCAGAUUGAUAAGAUGGAUCCCGAAACUGGGUGUUGGGUACCGUGCGGCCGGGCACUUGAGCCAAGUUUAGAUGUCACUGGAUUAACACCAGGCAAGGAAUACAGAUUCCGCGUAUCAGCAGUUAAUUCGGAAGGCGAAUCUGAGCCACUUGUUGCAGAACAAACAAUAAUAGCAAAGAAUCCAUUCGACGAACCAGAUAAGCCAACUGAUCUCGAAGCAACAGACUGGGACAAGGAUCACAUAGAUCUCAAGUGGAAUCCUCCAUUAAACGAUGGGGGUGCCCCAAUAACAAGUUAUGUAAUAGAGAAGAAGGACAAAUAUGGUGAAUGGGAAAAAGCUAUUGAAAUUCCAGCUUACGGAAGUGACGGUCCAGUUCGAGCAACUGUUCCAGACCUCAUUGAAGGACAACCUUACGAAUUCCGUGUACGGGCUAUAAACAAAGCUGGACCGAGUGAACCUUCCAAUCAGACACCUACGAUUAUUGCUAAGCCACGUAAUUUGGCACCUAAAAUUGACAGAACAAACCUCAUCGACAUUAAAGUCAAGGCUGGACAGAACUUUAGCUUUGAUGUUAAAGUCAGCGGUGAACCUCCACCAAAUACACGAUGGAUGUUGGAUAACAGAGACGUUAGAACUAGUGACCGAGUCAAAGUUAAACAUGUCGAUUAUAAUACUAGUUUGAAUGUCCGAAUGGCUACAAGGGCUGAAUCUGGAAAGUACCAGAUUAUCGCCGAGAACAUAAACGGCAAGGACAUUGCAUAUGUAAAAGUUACUGUUUUGGACAAACCUGGUACACCAGAAGGACCACUUAAAGUAUCAGAUGUCACAGCUGAAGGUUGCAAGCUGGCUUGGAAACCACCAGAAGAUGAUGGUGGGUGUCCUAUCGAAAAGUAUGUUGUAGAAAAACUUGAUGAAACUACAGGAAGAUGGGUUCCAGCUGGUGAAACUGAUGGUCCUGAAACCAGCCUCCAAAUUGAUGGACUUAUACCAAAUCAUAAGUAUAAAUUCAGAGUAAGAGCUGUAAACAAACAAGGAAAAGGAGAGCCACUUGCUACCGAGAAAGCCAUAGAAGCUAAAAAUCCAUUUGACGAACCAGGUAAACCUGGUACACCAAGAAUUAAGGAUUACGAUUCAGACUUUGUAGAUCUCGAAUGGACUCGCCCACUAACUGAUGGUGGUUCACCGAUUACUGGUUAUAUUAUUGAAAAACGUGAUAAAUAUAGUCCCACAUGGGAGAAAUGUGCUGAAACUGAAGGCGACUUACCCUCUGGUAGAGUAAAGGAUCUUAUCGAAGGAACGGCUUACGAAUUCCGCGUCAGAGCAGUUAAUAAAGCUGGACCUGGUGAAGCUUCUGAUGCCAGUGCAUCACAUCUUGCUCGUCCCAAAAAUCUUCCACCCAAAAUCGACAGAAAAUACAUGCUGGAUGUCAAAGUUCGUGCAGGCAGCUAUUUCGACUUUGAUGUUCCUGUCAGUGGUGAACCACCUCCAAAGAAGGAAUGGAGUCUCAAAGGCAAUGUGGUCACCGGGAGUGAUCGUAUUAAAAUUGUGAACGAAGACUACAAUACUCGAGUUCGUGUUUUAGAAGCUUUACGAGCAGAUUCAGGCGAAUACACUCUCACUGCACGAAAUGUGAACGGUAAAGAUAGUGCUACUCUACGAGUCAUCGUUCUUGACGUUCCUGCUCCACCAGAAGGUCCUUUAAAAAUAUCAGAUGUCUCAAGAAAUGGCUGUCGACUCGCCUGGAAACCACCCAAAGAUGAUGGUGGUUCUGAGAUCCUUCACUACACUGUCGAAAAAAUGGAUGCUGAAAGUAUGCGAUGGGUACCAUUAUGUGAGUCAGUGGGUACUAGUGUGGUGAUUGAUCACCUGAUUGAAGGACACCAAUAUAGCUUCCGUAUUCGAGCUGUUAAUAAACAAGGUGAAUCCCCUCCACUCAAUGGCCUUGACAGUAUUAUUGCUGUUGAUCCUUUUGGAAAACCAGAGAAACCUGGUACACCAUCUGUUACUGACUGGGAUAAAAACCGUGUUGAUUUGGAAUGGACACCACCGAAAAGAGAUGGAGGAGCACCUAUUACAAGUUAUAUCAUCGAGAAAAAGCCUAAAUUUGGACAGUGGGAAAAAGCUGUGGAAGUCGAUGCUGACAAAACGCAUGCUAGGGUACCUGAUUUAACUGAGGGAGAAGAGUAUGAGUUCCGUGUAAUUGCUGUUAAUAAAGCUGGACCUGGGGAGCCAUCUGACGCAUCCCUUCCUAUUGUUGCAAAAGCACGCUACAUCAAACCGUCCUUCGAUCCACAUUUAUUACAUGACCUUGUUGUGCGUGCUGGUCAAAAAAUCAACUAUGACAUACCGAUCGAAGCAUCACCUAAGCCUGUUGCCAAAUGGACCAUCAACAGCGUACCUGUCGUAGCUGAUGAACGACAUGAAAUCUUUACGACAAAUACCAAUACCGUGUUCGAAAUCGCAUUUGCUCACCGAUCAGACAGUGGACAUUAUGUGUUAACCCUUGAAAAUGAGCUGGGUGCCUUUAGUGCAAGUGCUAACGUAACUGUAAUUGAUAAACCAUCACCACCACGCCCACCUUUAGAUGUCACAAAUAUCACAAAAGAUAGUUGUCAUUUGUCGUGGCAAGCUCCACUGGACAAUGGAGGUACACCAAUUUUACACUACAUUAUUGAGAAGAUGGAUGUAUCCCGUGGAACUUGGACAGAUGCUGGUAUGAGCAUGGUGACUAAGCAUGAAGUUGCUAGACUAAUCCAUCGUAAAGAGUAUUUCUUCCGGAUAAAAGCUGUCAAUAGUGUUGGGGAAUCCGAACCCCUUGAAACCACUAAGAGCAUUAUUGCCAAGAAUGAAUUUGACGAGCCAGGCCCCCCUGGAAAACCCAGAGUACUAGACUGGGACAAAGAUCACGUCGAUCUCGACUGGCCUGUACCAGAAUCCGAUGGAGGAUCCCCUAUCACUGGAUAUAUUGUCCAAAAGAAAGAGAAGGGUAGUCCUUACUGGACUAACGCUGUUCAUGUGCCAUCCAACCAAACUAAAGCUACUGUGCCUGAUUUAACCGAAGGACAAGAAUACGAGUUCCGUGUAAUAGCUCAAAAUGCUGCUGGCCAAUCUGAACCUUCAGAGCCUAGUGACAUGGUCACUGCUAAACCAAGAUACUUGGCACCGAAAAUUAAGACACCACUAAACGACGUAAAGAUCAAAGCAGGUCACAUAUUCCACUUGGAUGUAGACUUUAUUGGUGAGCCGAUUCCAGAAGUCAUGUGGACUAAAAACACCAAAGAUAUAGAAAGUAAUAAGAGAACAACAGUCACAUCCAUCGGCUACCACACGAUCCUUCAUAUUGUUGACGCCAAGAGAUCAGAUUCUGGAAGCUACCAUAUAUUGUUGAGAAACAGCAGUGGAAUUGAUGAGGGAUCAUUUAAAUUAACAGUUCUUGAUAAACCUGGUCCUCCUGAAGGUCCACUUGAAUAUGAAGAAAUUACUGGACAGUCGGUUACUUUGUCCUGGAAACCACCAAAAGACAAUGGUGGAAGUGAACUAACUGGCUACAUAAUUGAAAAACGUGAUCUUACUCACGGUGGAGGUUGGGUGCCUGCAGUAUCACAUGUCAAUCCUAAAUUCAAUCAUGCAACGGUACCUCGUCUUAUUGAAGGUACGAGCUACGAAUUCCGAGUUUGUGCUGAAAAUCUUCAAGGGCGCUCUGAACCAUUAAAUACAGACAGAUCAAUUGUUGCGAAAAAUCAAUUCGUUGUUCCUGGUCAGCCUGGUAGGCCAGAAUGUGUCGAUGCUGACAAAGACCACAUUAAAAUCGAAUGGAAGCCACCAAUAAGUACAGGUGGUUCACCAAUCAUUGGUUAUGAUGUCGAAAGACGUGAUCGAGCAACUGGCAGAUGGAUUAAACUCAACAAAGAACCAGUUAAACCCACAGAAUAUUAUGAUGAUCACGUUAGCGAAGGUCACCAGUACGAAUAUCGAGUAACAGCUAUCAAUGCCGCUGGUGCCGGAAAACCAAGCGACACUUCGCACGUAAUUACAGCCAAGCCCAUGAGGGAAAAACCGAAAUUAUAUCUUGAUGCACUUAUUGGCAGAAGGAUAAAAGUUCGCGCUGGAGAACCAAUUAAUAUUUGCAUACCGAUAACUGGUGCGCCUACUCCAAAGAUUGAAUGGACCAAAAACCGUGUAAAACUUGCAGAAACUUUGCGCAUUUCGACUGAAACAAAGAGCGAUCAUACUCAGUUGCUUAUUGAAAAAUCAGUUCGCGAUGAUGGUGGAAAAUACACCAUUACAGCAACAAAUGAUUAUGGUCGUGAUUCUGCAGACAUUGAAGUUAUUGUAGUAGACAAACCUGGACCUCCCCAAGGCCCUAUACAAUAUACAGCUACCACACAAGAAAGUGUUUCUCUUGCCUGGAGCCCACCAUUAGACGACGGUGGUUCCGACAUUACAAAUUAUAUUGUUGAAGUUACUGACUUUGGAUCUGAAAAUUGGAGACAGUGCCCUGGUUAUUGCCCAACAACCCAUUUCACUGCAAAAGGUCUCACGGAAGGCAAGCGCUACGUAUUCCGUGUUCGCGCCGAAACGAUAUAUGGUGUUUCCGAACCUCUGGAGGGUAAACCUGUUACGGCUAAAUGUCCAUUUGAUCCACCAGACGCUCCCAGUCAGCCAGAGAUUCUGGGAUAUACUCCCAACAGCUGUACAUUGGCAUGGACUCCACCAGUAAAUACUGGUGGCAAACCAAUAACUGGUUAUAUUGUUGAAAAACGAGAGCGAGGUGGCGAAUGGAUAAAGGCUAACAACUAUCCGACACCGAAUACUACGUUUACAGUUCAGGACCUUCACGAAGGUGGAAGAUAUGAAUUCCGUGUCAUCGCUGUUAAUGAAGCGGGACCUGGACGACCAAGUAAACCAACGGAACCAAUCACUGCUGGUCACCAGAGAACUGCUCCAGAUGCUCCAGAGCAACCAAAAGCUGACCGUAUCACGAAAGAUUCUGUUACUAUAUCCUGGCGACCACCACGUAGCGAUGGCGGAGCAAAGAUCCGUGGUUAUAUUAUACAACAAAAGAAAGCUCGUGGAACCGAUGACUGGGAUGACGUUAACGGUGCUCCUGUACCUUCAACUUCAUUUACAGUGCCACACCUAAUACUUGGCGAAGAGUACCUAUUCCGCGUAAUAGCCGUUAACGACGUAGGCAAGAGUCCACCAAGUAGAGCCAGUAAUCCAAUUACAAUUGAAGAACAACCUAACAAGCCAAUAAUGGAUCUUGGCGGUGUACGUGACAUAACAGUUCGUGCAGGAGAAGACUUCUGUAUUCACGUACCUUACAUCGGUUUUCCAAAACCAACUGCUACUUGGUAUGUCAAUGAUGUCGUCACGGAUGAGGAUAUAAAUAAACGUGUGCAUUUACAGCUAGCUGAUGAUUAUGCUAGCCUUGUAGUAAAAAAUUCAAAACGUUCAGAUGGCGGCCAGUACAGACUACAGCUUCGCAAUGCAUCUGGCUUCGAUACAGCCACAGUCAAUGUGCGCGUUCUUGACAGGCCUUCACCACCUCAAAAUCUACGAGCUGAUGAAUUUGCUGGAGAUGCACUCACACUAUUCUGGAACCCACCAAAAGACAAUGGUGGUGCAGAAGUAACAAAUUACGUUAUUGAGAAAAAAGAACCAAAAUCAUUUGAAUGGGUCAAAGUAAGUGCAUGCACCACGUCUACGUUCGUACGUGUGCGUAACCUUGCCGUAGGAUGUGUGUACGAUUUCCGAGUGAUGGCAGAAAAUCAGUAUGGCACUUCAGAUCCAGCUACAACGACAGAUCCUAUCAAGGCAAGAUAUCCAUUUGAUCCACCUGGUGCACCUGGGGCACCUCGUGGUGUUGAAACGACUGAAGAUAGUAUUACUAUAACUUGGACAAAGCCAAGACACGAUGGUGGUGCACCUAUUACGGGUUAUGUGAUUGAAAAACGAUUAAUUAGUGAAGAGAAAUGGAUUAAAGCUACUCAAGCACUUGUAACUGAUACCACAUACAAAGUAGGAGGCCUUAUUGAAAAUCAUGAUUACGAGUUUCGUGUUGCUGCUGUAAACGCAGCAGGACAAGGUCCAUUCAGUGCAGGUUCUGAUGCGAUCCGAGCCAGCGCGCCAUCCAUAUCACCAAAGAUCACAAGCGACCUCAGCAUUCGGGAUAUGACUGUUAUCGCUGGCGAGCCAUUCACUAUUACUGUACCAUUUAUUGCUAAACCCAGACCAAGACCCACGUGGUGUAUAAAUGGUGAAGAUGUAGUUACCGAUGAUAGAAUUAAAUUCGAAACUAACGAUUAUGAGACACAAUUUAUCAACAAAAAAGCCAAACGAUCAGAAACCGGCAAUUACACAAUUUAUCUGACAAAUGAUGUAGGAACAGAUUCUGCUAGUUGUAAGGUUCUCGUAGUUGAUAGACCAUCAGCACCACAAGGACCUCUAGAUGUAUCGGAUAUUACUCCAGAAACCUGCACAAUAUCUUGGAAACCACCGUUCGACGAUGGUGGAUCUCCAAUAACAAACUACAUCAUAGAGAAAUUGGAGCCCAUUGGUAUUUGGACAAAACUCAGCAGUUUUGCUAGGCGUACAACUUACGACGUAUUUGGCCUUGAACCCAACAAAAAGUAUAACUUCCGUAUAAGAGCUGAAAAUCAGUACGGAAUUUCAGAGCCAUUGACUGGAGACGAGCCCAUUAUGGCCAAAUUUCCAUUCCAUGUUCCGGAUCCACCUGGAAGGCCACGUGUUACAGAUUGGGAUUCAACGAGUAUCACAGUUACAUGGGACAGGCCUGUUUCUGAUGGCGGCUCCCGCAUCCAAGGUUAUAAAAUUGAGUUCAGAGACCCAUCUGAUGACACAACGUGGCGUAUUGCUAAUGAUUAUCUUGUUAAAGACACAACCUAUAUUUGCUAUAAUCUUCUUGCCGGUCAUGAAUAUGAAUUCCGCAUUCGUGCUAAGAACGCAGCUGGUUUGAGUAAACCUAGUCCACCAUCGACACCAUUCAAGCUUAAGAGCAAGUGCAUGGUACCAGAUGCACCACGAAACCCACAAGUUGUCAAGGUUGGCAAAAACUACGUCGAUUUGCGAUGGGAGGCGCCAGCUUCCGAUGGUGGCAGCCGUAUUACUGGAUACAUGAUUGAAAAACGUGAGAUUGGUAGCGCUAUUUGGAUGAAGUGUAGCGACUAUAAUGUAACAGAUCUUGAAUAUACGGUGCUACACCUGAUCGAAAAAGGAGACUACGAAUUUAGGGUAUUCGCUCUCAAUGCAGCCGGUAGAUCGGAUCCAAGCGCAUGCACGGCUCCUGUUAAAAUCUGUGAAGUCGAAGGAGGUGAGAAACCAGAGUUUGUUAGAACUUUACCAUACUCGCAAGGAGUUGCACUUGGAAAAACGCAAGUACUUGAAUGCGAAGCCACUGGUAAACCAGCACCAAUCGCCAGGUGGUUGAAAAAUGGACGAGAAUUAACACUUGGAGGUCGAUUCCGUACAGAGGCAUUUGAUGGUGUGUUCCGCUUGGUAAUUACAGAAGUUUACGAAUCAGAUGAGGGAGAUUACACUUGUCAAGCCACAAAUGCUGUAGGGUAUGCCAGCACGACUGGUAGGCUAAAGAUCGGUUCGCCACCACGUAUAGAUCGCAUACCAGACGAUUUAUUCCUGCCAGAAGGAGAAAAUACAAAGAUUAAAGUGUAUUACAGCGGUGAUCAGCCGAUUACGGUUACAUUAAAGAAGGAUGACAAGAAACUGCCCGAGUCCACGGAUCAUCUUAAAUACACAGUGUUUGACGAUUACAUCAUUAUAUUUAUCAAAGAAAUUAACAAAGAUCAAGACACCGGAGUGUAUGAAGUGCUUUUAGAAAAUGAAAGCGGUAGUGUGAGUGGGGUGUUCAACGUUUACAUAACUGGUUUACCUGGACCUCCACAAGGACCACUAGAAGUAUCACAUAUCGACAAACACACUUGCUCACUCAGUUGGCAUCCACCUAAAUUUGAUGGUGGUCUUAAAAUUACUCACUACGUUAUUGAAAGACGCGAUGUAACUCACACGCAAUGGAUUACGAUCUCUAUGUUUGGCUGCAAAGAGACCUUCUACUCAGUCCAGGGUUUGACUGAAGGUCAAGAAUAUCUAUUCAGAGUCAUGGCUGUCAACGAUAAUGGUAUGGGCCCACCAUUACAAGGAGCUAACCCCAUCAAAGCUAAGGCACCAUUCGAUCCACCAGGGCCUCCGGGAACGCCUAAAGUUACUCAAGUGGGUGGAGAUUUUGUUAACCUUUCGUGGGAAAGACCAGAGAAUGAUGGAGGUGCAAGAAUUCAAGGAUACUGGAUUGAUAAACGCGAGAUCAAAACACCUGAAAGCUGCUGGCUGCGCGUAAAUCCAUCAAUCUGUUUGCCAACUCAGAUCAAUAUUAGCAAUCUGAUUGAAGGUCGAAAGUACGAGUUCCGUGUCGUUGCUCAAAACGAAGCAGGUUGCGGACCCGAAUCCAAGGCUUCAACAUCCGUUGUUAUCCGCGAUCCUCAAGCUGCUAAAGCACCAGAAAUUCUGAAACCUCUACCAAAGACACUGAAUUGUGCUCAAAACCACAAUGCACACUUUAAAUGCAUCAUCACUGGCAUUCCUGCUCCAACGAUCUCGUGGUUCAAGGGAGCUCGAGAGAUCGUUAAUGGCUCGCGUUAUAAGAUAUACUCUGAGGGUGAUUGUCACAAUCUUAUUGUACAUGAUAUCUUUGGAGAAGAUGCCGACGAGUAUGUUUGUCGGGCUGUCAAUAAAGCUGGUGUUAAAUCAACUAAAGGUGAGCUUAUGAUCAUGACGCCACCAAGACUGAAUGUGCCACCAAGGUUCCGGGACACAGCCUUCUUCGACAAGGGCCUCAAUGUUGUUAUUAAAGUACCAUUCACUGGUUUUCCUAAACCUAAGAUCGCAUGGGUGAGAGAAGGUGAAACCAUCGAAUCUGGAGAACAUUACGACAUCCAUACUACGGAAAGACAUGCUACUUUAACGAUUCGAGAUGCCAGCAAAGUAGAUUCUGGACCAUACAGAUUAACCGCAGAAAAUGAUUUGGGUCAAGACUCUGCGAUCAUCAAGAUACAGAUAAGCGACAGGCCAGAUCCUCCGCGAUUCCCGAUAAUAGAUAGCAUUGGUCAUGAUUCGCUCGCAUUAACUUGGAAGCCACCAGUAUGGGAUGGUGGCAGUAACAUCACCAACUAUCUCGUGGAAAAGCGCGAGCAUCCAAUGUCCACGUGGAUCCGAGUGGGCAGCACGCGAGUUUGCUCUAUGGCAAUUCAUGGUCUUAGUCCCGGACACCAGUACGAUUUCCGCGUCUUUGCGGAAAAUGUAUACGGACGUUCAAAUCCCAGUGAAACGACGCCUUUGGUGCAAACAAAGGGCGAAGCGAAGAAACGACGCGAAGAACCUAAGAAAAAACUUGACGUUGACCCUGUCACUGGCAAAAAGAUUCGUGGCACGGAUGAAAAAGUUUGGGAUUAUGAUCAAUUUGUGUCAGACAUCUAUGACAAGUACGUGCCGAGACAGCCUGUUGAUAUCAAACGAAACGUUUCAGUGUAUGACCGCUAUGACAUUCUCGAAGAAAUCGGUACUGGUGCGUUUGGCGUUGUGCAUAGAUGUAGAGAACGAGCGUCAGGCAACAUUUUCGCAGCUAAAUUCAUUCCAUCAGCACAUCCUAUGGAGAAGGAGCUUAUCAGGCGAGAAAUCGAUAUAAUGAAUCAACUGCAUCAUCCCAAGUUAAUUAACUUGCACGAUGCCUUCGAAGACGAUGACGAAAUGGUCCUUAUCUUCGAGUUCUUGUCUGGUGGUGAACUGUUUGAACGUAUUACCGCGGAAGGUUACACAAUGUCGGAAGCUGAAGUUAUUAAUUACAUGCGACAAAUAUGCGAAGCCAUCAAACACAUGCACGAAAGAAACAUUAUUCAUCUCGAUGUCAAACCCGAGAACAUCAUGUGUCAGACGCGACAGAGUACAAAUGUAAAACUCAUCGAUUUCGGACUAGCCACUAAAUUAGAUCCAAAUCAAGUAGUAAAAAUCAGUACGGGUACGGCGGAAUUUGCAGCUCCAGAAAUCGUUGAAAGGGAACCCGUCGGUUUUUACACGGACAUGUGGGCGUGUGGUGUUCUUGCAUACGUUUUGUUAAGUGGACUGUCGCCGUUUGCCGGUGACAACGACAUCGAGACCCUCAAAAAUGUCAAAGCUUGCGACUGGGACUUUGACGAGGAAGCAUUCCGAGAAGUUUCCGAAGAGGCCAAAGACUUCAUUAGAAGACUACUUGUCAAGAACAAAGAGAAAAGAAUGACUGCACACGAAUGCUUGAUGCAUGCAUGGCUGACCGGUGACUCGAGUAAGAAAACGCGCGAGAUCAGCUCAAGCAGAUACAUUGACUUCAGAGACCGUAUCCGUGCCAAAUACGAGGACUGGAAGAAAUACGUACUGCCCAUUGGACGUCUUGCCGAAUACUCGUCGCUUAGAAAAUUAUUGAUCGAGAAAUACCAGAUCCAAGACACAACGUUCGAUCGUAGACAAGCCGCGCCAAGGUUCGUCAUCAAGCCACAGAGUGCCUUCGCUUACGAGGGACAGAGUGUCAAAUUCACGUGUCGUGUAAUAGCAAUAGCACCAGCCGUGCUCACGUGGUACCGAAAUAACCAGGAACUCAGACAGUCCGUGAAAUUCAUGAAACGUUACAUCGGAGACGACUACACCUUUGUCAUCAACAGGGUGAAAUUGGAAGACAGAGGGGAAUACAUAAUCAGAGCAGAGAAUCAUUACGGUUAUCGCGAGGAAGUUGUAUUCUUGAACGUUCAACCUCUGCCCAAAGACGUACCGCCAUACAAACCAGAAGCCUACCAGCCAGUCAGAAGACGCGAGCCUUUGCCGUAUCACUUCUGGAUGGAGACGAAAGAAUCCGCUCCCGACUUUACCUUCCUGCUGCGUCCUCGUGUCAUGCAAGCCCGCGACACCUGUAAACUGUUGUGCUGCCUGAGCGGCAAACCAACGCCCACGGUCAAAUGGUACAAGAACCAGAAAGAAUUGUCCAAAUUGGAUUACACGAUGACGAACGCGGACGGCGUGGUGACGAUGGAGAUCGUCGACUGCAAGCCCGAGGACAGCGGCAAGUACAGGUGCGUGGCGAUCAAUUGCCACGGCACGGACGAGACGAGCUGCGUUGUCAUCGUCGAGGGCUCAGGCGAGACCGAGGAGCAAGAACAGCUGGCCCACGAUUUCUUACAUUCCGGAGAGCGCCGGUUCAUCGAAAAGCCGCUCAAGCCGGCUCCGUAUCAGCCGGUCACGACCACGGUCAUCAGGUCGACGCCGUUCAAGCCAGGCCACACUCCGGUCGCCAACAUACCGAUAAGCGAGCGCGAGCUGCACCGGGUCACGAUUCCGGAGCCAGAGCCUGCGCCGGUCCCAGUCGUGGAAAAGAAGCCCGAGCCACCGAAACCUGUCACACCCGAACCCGUGUUCGAUAAACCCGAACCCAAAGCGAAGAAAUCGGCCAAGAAGUAUGGCUCGAAGUUGGACACGACGGGCAGCCCGUCCAGAUCGAGAAGCACGACAAAAGAACUGAUUCCUGCCCCUGACACAACGAUGGGACCACCGGCAUUCGUCCAGCAGUUGGAUAGUGAGCUAAAGAUCGACGACGGCACGAGGCUCGAACUAACUGUCAAAGUCGAGGGUGAUCCCGAGCCACAAGUCACGUGGUUGAAGAACGAACAGAUCGUCACGUCGUCAGAUGUUGUCGAUUUAAGGUAUAAGAAUGGAGUAGCUUCACUGACGAUCGCCGAGGUCUUCCCCGAAGACGAGGGCGAAUACGUAUGCACGGCUAGCAACAGUAUUGGAACCAUAUCUACCACUUGCAAGUUAAAGAUCAAUCCUGUAGAAAAAGCACCAGAGCCCAAACGAAAGGUCGAAACCGAUGAUCACGCGCCACAAAUAGUCGACCACCUGAAGAGCACAGUGGUGAACGACGGUGAAGCGGUGACGCUUAGCUGUCGUAUCAUCGGGGCGAACAAGUUCGACGUCAUUUGGCUGCACAGCAACAAAGAGAUCAAACCGAGCAAAGACUUCCAGUACACCAGCGAAGCCAACAUCCACNGG